Drosophila yakuba is the source of this 2742-nucleotide messenger RNA. RefSeq lists its product as uncharacterized. The transcript is spliced from 2 exons. The record is from RefSeq and is a predicted model, not a curated record. Lineage: Eukaryota; Metazoa; Arthropoda; Insecta; Diptera; Drosophilidae. The coding region runs from base 1064 to 2548 and encodes 494 amino acids.
CCUUUCUACCUGGAAAUCUCGCCCAUGUCCCAAAAUUCUAACAACUCUCAGUUUAAUAUCAGUAUAAUAAACAUGAAAAAAUCGUCUUCCAACUCUGCAAUUAACAGUCUAAAAAACCCUUCCGAGGCUGCUAUAAAAAUUAUAAAUUCACUUACAUAUAAGGGGAAAGAGAAUAGAGAAAACAAAAAUGCCCAAAAAGACCCGCUCUUCCUUACUAAUACUAAUAAAGAAACAGCUGGCGCCAAAAGUAGCGUCUCAAAUGGGCCAGUGGUUUCCCCUCUUUCUGUCACACAUACAAAUAGGGGGAAAAAAUUGACAACAGCUCACAACACCAAUGCAGCUGAAACCACUAAUACCAACAUGGAUGACAAAAAGAGCGGCGCUCUUAGAAAUUUCCCUUUCCCCACACAUGAAGACAACAGCAUGGAGAGAAACCUCAGCUCAUCUACAAAAAUUGGCUCUAAAAGCAUUUCCCCUCACUCUCUCUCACCUACACACACAAGCAAGGUUAUUAACAUAAGCACAAACAGCCGCUCAAAAAGUCCCGCGCUUGCAAAUGCUGACACACUACAUAAACUAGCCAAUAUAUAUGACAAUAGCAGGGACCACAACCAAGGUGAAACACAACAUAAAUUUAUAACUCGCAAUACUUUUUUCCAAAACUUGUAUCCUAAACCUGACAUUUCCAAAUUAAGCUUAAAAAAUAAACCCACCAUUCUCGCGAAAACUACAAAAAAUAAAUGCAUCUCCCCCCAACUGAAAGGCGCUUCUUUGUGUUCCCCUGUUCAGGCUAAUUUAAAUUUCAAAGUCACCACUACACACUCUAUGGGUAACACAUCUGCAUCCAGAACCCUAAACCGGCCUGCAGCCAAGCGGGACCUUUUUAAUUCACCCCCAAUAGCACGGGCGCCCUGCCUAUGAGUUUUUCGGAAGUGGUGGCCGGAACCGGUCCAGGACUAGUGGCAUCCUCUGAUCCGGCUCCAAUUACGAAAACCCCGGGCAAGCGCACAAAUACCAACAUGGACAUGGAUAGCUUUAGCUAUAAAACGCCCAAUAAAAAAGCAUGUGUGCCCACCAAUUUUGCGACCCCAAACCCUUUCCCCCCCUAGCCACCCCCAUCUUUAAAAGUAAGGCGGCCAAAAGUAUUGUCGAGGAAAUAAAAGCCCCCCGCCACCCAGUCGAGAGUGAAAAGGCCUCUGCACGCAGCGUACCGGCGCAAACUGAAAUUGCCCCCCCUCCCCCUAAAAAUUCGGCUACCGAACUGCCCCCGUGGCAAAUAGUUCCACAGAGCCGCAGGGCCCCCCCUAUUCAUAUAGAAAAUGUUAGGGAAAUCGUGCCACUAUUGGAAAAGCUAAAUUACUCAGCAGGGGUAGACAGUUUUACAACAAAAACGUCUAUAGGAAACGGUGUAACUAUACAGGCUAAAGACUUGACUGCACAUAGAAUAAUUAAAGACAUACUAGCUAAAAGUGGUAUCCCAUACUAUUCAAACCAGAAUAAAUCUGAAAGGGGUUUCAGAGUUGUUAUUCGUCACCUGCACCCCUCUACCCCUUGCUCGUGGAUCACCAGCGAGCUGCAGAAGCUCGGCCACCAGACUAAGUUCACAAGGAACAUGACAAAUCCUGCAACUGGUGGUCCGAUGCGGAUGCACGAGGUAGAAAUUGUCUCGGCCAUGGACGGAAGCCACCUUAGGAUCCUCUCCAUUAAACAGCUAGGAGGACAAAAAGUGGAAAUCGAAAGGAAAAACAGGACGAGGGAACCGGUCCAGUGCUUCAGGUGCCAGGGAUUCAGGCAUGCUAGGAACACAUGUAUGAAGCCCCCAAGGUGCAUGAAGUGCGCUGGCCAGCAUUGGUCUAGUGAGUGCACUAAGCCAAGAUCAACCCCCGCCACCUGUUCAAACUGCCAAGGAAACCACAUCAGCGCAUAUAAGGGGUGCCCUGCCUAUAAGGCAGAGAAGCAAAAAUUAGCAGUCAACAGGAUAGAUUUUCACAAAAUUAGGACAAUAAUGGACGCAAAAAGCAACAAUAACGAACGUCAGCCCCGCCCCCCUUUCAACAAGACCCCCCGACUACCCUAUAGUACCGAAAUGGCCGAAGCCCGAAAGGAAGCCGCCAGGAAGUCUGCAAUGAACCCGUUCCGGCAAAAUGUGAAGGAUAGUAGGCCAAACCUACCGUACCUUUCUUCACAUGAAAUCGCCAUCCAAAAACGCCUAAAUAAAUGGCGCCGGAGUACAAACAAGGCCUCCACAAAUAGCAGGACCAAUCCUAAGAACGGGCUUCGAAAGGAACAAAAAAAGGUAGAAAAAGCUAUGGAGCACAAACAGGGAAAAGACGACAGCCCCCCGACAACGAGCAGAGCUGCUUUGGCAAAUCUAAAGCCAAAGAUAGUCAAGGAGACAACGCCCUCACCACAAAAUAUCAACACUUUUCCAGAAAAUAGCCAACCCGACGACCCAGUCAUUAAACUGGCAAAUAGAGUUGACAACCUGGAAAAGAAAAUUGAUAUAUUAAUGGCCUUAAUUAUACAAGCAAGAAAUCCGGACGAAUAAACCUCUUGACGACGUAUUCCUGCUGACCCCCACGAUGAAGACGUAAAGGAUGCCACCCACUAGGACCAGCAUAUACGAAACUGGAAGCUGAUGGACAGGAGAAGGAUCAACGCGCAGCAAAAACAUGAUGAAUUUAAGUCGACUCAUUGCAGCAGCGUAUGCACAACGUCACUUAUCUGAAUUUUUUGCUGCAA